UUUUUUUUGUUGAGGGAGGGUGGCAGGCUGGCUCUAAUUUUCGGGGUAAUCCUAAAACAGACUCUCCAAAGUGGAGUUAGUUAUCCCUUGGCCGUCUUAGUACUCCUCGGGUUUAAUCUUAUUUCCACAGAGUUUCUUCUGCCGGGAUCUCUACCGAGGUUACCGAACAAAAACAGCAGAGCCCAGGCUGGAGGCAGACCCGGGCGCUGCCUCUGCUGGGCUUAUUUGUUUGGGGUUUUUCUUUCUUUUUUUUAAAGUGAUGGGGGAAGUCUCAUUGUGUGGCAUGUGACAGUUCGUUUGCUUCAAAACAACAGGACGUAACCACGCGAAAACUAGAACCAGAGGAAGGGGCAUGCGUUUCUUUAAAGUCAGCCAAACAGCAUCUGGUCUUUGAAAGGGCAAUUUCAUCAAGAAACUCCCGCUGGAUCCCUCCUAAUAUGGACCAAAAUAAGUCAACAGGAACGGGUGUUUACUUAAUGGCUAGUUUCUGUUUGAAAUACCGGAGGGGAGGAGGGAUCCCCUACGAGGGUUCCAGUCCUAAAAGCAGACACUCUUGACCGAAACAGAUGAGCAGCCACAGCGUGGUCACCCCUUAGCUAUAAAAGUGGCCGCUGCCGGGGUCCGGCGACUCGGGGUGUCAGGCGGAGUCUCGGCGAGGCGAGUGCGCGCCCUGCCGUCCCCACCAGGCAGAGACGUUUAAAGAGCAUGUGAGCAUGACAAGUGUCUGUCCGCAACGUGUCAGAUUUCGAAACUGCCUUGCAAUCCAGUCCGGAACUCGCAGCUUUAGCCCAGGGGAACAGACGUUCGCUGAGGCUGUGUCUCAUCAUUCCCCCCCACCACCCCCGCCGACCUCCCACUGUUGCUGCUGGAGGAAGAGCCCCGGGAGGAGAAGGGUGCGCCGCGCCGCGCCCGCGUGUCAAUGGCAGCCGCGCAUUCUGGAAGAACCCCGGGAAGAAAGGCCCAAGGGAGAAACCUGGGGCGCUCGGCUGGUUCCCCCACCGGCGGGCGAGGGAUGCGCGCAGUCAGUGCGCGGCAAGCAGAAAGGAACGCGUUUCUGGACCCGGCCGCCCCCCGCGUCCGCACCGCCGCCCCCAAGGGACGAGUGACAGCGGCCGCUGCGCUCGGUCCAGUCCUCCUGGCUGGAAGGUGCGGGGGAGGGGCGGAGGAGCGGCGGGGCGGGAGGGGGACGGGGCGGGCGGCUGGGGGCGGAGGCAGGACCUCCUGUACCUUCCCUCCUCGCCUCUCUCACUCUGACAGCGCCGAGGUGCGCCGAGCAGGAGCAGGGAACAAAGGAGCAGAGAGGGGAGGGGAGAGAGUUGGGCGAGGGAGAGCCCCCGGCCGGCUGCCAGAAGAUCCCGGCGGGAGGAAGCCCAAGUGUCACUUGAAUUCCACCCAAGGAGCGGACGCCUGGGAUCAGAGCGCCCUGUUUAGCAAUAACGGCUGGAGCACGUCCUACAAGUUACGGGAGAGUCGGCUGUGAAGGAGACGUUCGCUUGUCCCCUGUGUUCCCGCUCCUGGACCCUCCAGACCCCAGCCUUGCCUCGCGCUGGGAGGGGAGAUCCAGAAUGA
Chlorocebus sabaeus (green monkey) is the source of this 1569-nucleotide messenger RNA. The record is from RefSeq and is a predicted model, not a curated record. Lineage: Eukaryota; Metazoa; Chordata; Mammalia; Primates; Cercopithecidae.